This is a messenger RNA of Pogonomyrmex barbatus (red harvester ant), 2812 nucleotides long. Its product is annotated as serine protease gd. Gene Ontology annotation, biological process: proteolysis. Gene Ontology annotation, molecular function: serine-type endopeptidase activity. The record is from RefSeq and is a predicted model, not a curated record. NCBI's taxonomy places the organism in Eukaryota, Metazoa, Arthropoda, Insecta, Hymenoptera, Formicidae.
GUCUUCUUCCUUCUCGCGCGGUAUCGUCCAGAAAGAGGUGUUUCGGACACACUUAUCUUUCAUUUUCCUCAUUGCGUUCGGGAUUUGUUUCGCGUGUUUUUCUUGGAUGAGCUGAAUGACACGAUUCACGGUCAUUAAAACUCGCGAUACCCCACCAUCUUCGGCGCGGAAACUGUUCCGAUAGAGAACUGGUCAGUUAGUGUUGGCCAGUUGGUGAAGGUUCGGCAAGGCCGUGGGAGCGCAAUCUUCUCCGAAGAUUAGCAUGCUGGAUAAUCUUCGGUCGUCGCGGCGUUGAAAAAUCCAAAAUUUAAGCAGAUUUCGUUCAGAGUGUUUGCACAAAAUGUCUCGGAAUAAAUAAGAAUAUAUAAUAAGUAAAUAAAUAUAAGAAUAUAGAAACGAAAAAGAAAUAGGAAGAAUUUGCUCGAAGCAUAAUAAUAUCAAGAAGACGAUACAGUGUUCGAAUAAGAAACGCGAGAGAUACCGAUAUAUAAACAGUAAUAAAAUAUAAGAAAUAUAAUAAUCUUAUCUGAAUCUGAAAUCCAUUUAAUGAAGCGGUGACUGUACAUGACCCACCGUUACCGGUUUGACAACAGCUGAGUGGCCAAGGUGCAAGAUUUGUAACGGAGUUCCACGAAAUGGCUAAGAUUUCUAUUUUGAUUGCGUUGCUGUUACUUUGUACGCUAGUACGAGGACAAGUAUCUCCAUGUCCUCAAUACUUCCAAUACAUAAUGGAUCCUGAAACAAAUGAAGUACUAGGACAAAUUGAAAUCCCAUCUCCACCAAAAAAUGUUCAACUCCAUAUAAGAGUGAUUUUCAAGAUUAACACUCAAUUGCCUACGAGAUAUGUCGGUCGGCUGGAAUUGUUACGAUCGAAAGAAGAAUCCGUUCGAGAUGUUGAACAAGGUAGAUCUUUGAUGUAUCGUCUUUAUUUUCCCUUGCGCAAUCCGAUUUCGUCGGUGAUUGGAAUCUGGUUUAACGGUGAACAAUAUUGUUCUGGACCCGAUCCACCGGGAAAUUUUAUAACUACCAUUGAACUGGAGCAUACUUUGUUUCCACCAAACGUAUUACCAUUAAGCGCGAGUGGUUCGAGACCAACAUCCGCGCCAACGCCUCCGAAGAAACCCCCUCGAGAACAUUCGAGAGUCACUCUCUCUCCAGGAAUUAUCAAUAAUGUAUUUCUUUAUCCAACCAUGGCUCCACAAUCAAUCCCACAACCAGCCCCACAACUACCCCCACGACCAAUUCCACAACCAACUCGACGACCAAUCCGACCAACCCGACCACCAACUCCACGACCAAUUCCACAACCAGUUCCAACCCCUCAAUCAGCCCCACAACCAGUUUCACAAAGUCAUAAUCAAUGCGGUAUCAGCCAACACGUCGGAGGCAACGUAAAUCUUCUGAUCUCCAACGGGCAGAAGACAUUGCCAGGCCAGUGGCCGUGGUUAGUAGCACUUUUCAUCGUGAGGACUGAACACGUAUUUCAGUGUGCUGGUUCUAUUCUAACACACAAGCAUGUUAUAACAGCGGCACACUGUCUAAAGUUCAGCAGCUACACCAACGAAACUAUACCCCCCAAUGUGCUGGAAGUGGCCUUAGGGAGAUUCCACUUGCACGCGUGGCGCGAACAGGGAACUGAGAAUCGGCAGGUCGCGAGCUACAUAAUUCAUCCCGAUUACGCGCACUCGAACACCGGCGACUCCGAUCUGGCGAUUCUAAUCCUUAGGACACCCGUCGAGUACAGCUCUUUUAUCAAACCUGUCUGUAUGUGGUCCGGUCCGACCAGACUUCAGAGCGUCGUCAACAAGAUGGCAUACGUCGUAGGGUGGGGUAGAGACGAAUUCGGUCAUCGUUACACAGAGGAACCACGGAUGGCGAUGGUGCCGAUAGUGAGUCUGGAGGACUGUCUCUUGAGCGAUCCACGUUUCAUCUAUCUCAUCUCGAAUCGCACCUUUUGCGCCGGUUUACAAGACAACAGCGGUCCUUGCAACGGUGACAGCGGAAGUGGACUGGUGCUUUUUGACCCCGUCACGCGUCGUUAUCAAUUACGCGGUAUCGUUUCCCGAUCGGUUUACGAUCGCUCCGAACCGGUCUGCGACCUCACCAAGUACAUCGUCUUCGUCGACGUGGCCAGAUACUCAUCCUGGAUUCUACAACAGAUUUCGCAGACGUAACGCGCGUUUCCCGUGCGUAAAGACCAAGUGCCUACUAGUCGACAAGUUCUUUAACAUUUAACAUUUAUUCGAUAACCCGCGCGGCAUUUAGGCAAAAUAUACGAUGGUGUGAGGAUUAAACAGUUACGAGUUUUUUACCUUUGACUUUUUAUGGCGAUUCUUCUUAUCGCCAUUGCAUUUAUCACGGUAAAAUAGAAUAUGCAAGAUUGAAUAUAAAUGUAACUGUUCGUCACAGUGGUAGAUUUAUUAUACGAUUAAGAUAAAUCGUAUCAUGACAUGUAUUAUAAAUACUGCUUACCAACGUACUUAUUCAAUAUGUUUCACUAUAUACUGUAUCAUCUAACGUGCCACGCUUCAACAGUCAUUUUAUAUUGUAAAGCAUUAUAAAAGGUACAAAAAACGACAGUGUCAGUGACUUUGCUCAUGACUUUACUUUACAGUUGUAUUAAAUAUACAUUAUAAUGUUAGUUUCUUUUAACAUGUAUAAAACAAUUUUCUCUCAAAAACUAGAAAACUAUAAAAUUAAAUUAAAAAAUAAACUAUACACACAUAUCCUUUCUACAAUGUAUAUACUAUUCUAUAAGUUUUUAAAAUAUUUAGGAAUAUACAUAUUAAUAAAAAGUUGCUUUUUCUAGGAA